Molecule: messenger RNA, 2500 nt
Organism: Ochotona curzoniae (black-lipped pika)
Lineage: Eukaryota; Metazoa; Chordata; Mammalia; Lagomorpha; Ochotonidae
Gene: BAG3
Product: BAG cochaperone 3
Exons: 4
Coding region: 250-1962 (570 amino acids)
Biological process (GO): muscle cell cellular homeostasis; protein stabilization; negative regulation of striated muscle cell apoptotic process
Cellular component (GO): membrane; nucleus; cytoplasm
Molecular function (GO): protein-folding chaperone binding; adenyl-nucleotide exchange factor activity
Source: RefSeq, a predicted model, not a curated record
UCUGGAUGGGGCCAGAAGUUUCUAGCCGGCCAGUUGCUGCCGCCCUCUUCUCUGCUCCUUCCCCUUUGGCAGCGAGGAGGCUAUUUCCAGACACUUCCAGCCCUCUCCGGCCACGUCACCCUCGCCUUUAAUUCAUAAAGGUGCCCGGCGCCUGCUUCCAGGACACGUCGGCGGCGCGCAGGGCUCUCCCUCCAGCGGCGGCCCACGCAGCGACCGUGCGCCCCCAGGCCCGAGACCCCCGCGUCCGGCAUGAGCGCCGCCACCCACUCGCCCGUGGUGCAGAUGGCGUCCGGCAACAGCGACCCGCUGCCCCCCGGCUGGGAGAUCAAGGUCGACCCCCAGACCGGCUGGCCCUUCUUCGUGGACCACAACAGCCGUACCACGACGUGGAACGACCCGCGUGUGCCCCCUGAGGGCUCCAAGGAGACCCCUUCCUCUGCCAACGGCCCAUCACGGGAGGGCGCCAGACUGCUGCCCACCAGGGAAGGCCACCCCGUGUACCCCCAGCUCCGACCAGGCUACAUUCCCAUUCCCGUCCUGCACGAAGGUGCCGAGAAUCGGCAGCCACACACUUUCUAUGUCUACUCCCAGCCUGGAGCACAGCGAUUCCGGAGCGAGGCAGCUGCGGCCAGCCCGCAGAGGGCCCAGUCCCCCCUGCGGGCCGGGCCAGAAGCCACCCAGCCGGACAAACAGUGUGGACAGGCGGCUGCAGCGGCUGCCCAGCCCCCAGCCUCUCUUGGACCCGAGCGGUCCCAGUCUCCAGCUGCCUCUGACUGCUCAUCCUCGUCCUCAACCGCCAGCCUGCCCUCUGCGGGCCGUAGCAGCCUGGGUGCACCCCCACUGCCCCGCGGCUACAUCCCCAUCCCUGUGAUCCACGAGCACAACAUCGGCCGGCCAACGGCCCAGCCCUCCUUCCACCAAGCCCAGAAGACCCACUACCCCGCACAGCCGGGCGAAAGCCAGACGCACCAGCCGGUGUACCACAAGGUCCAGGGCGAUGAUUGGGAGCACCGGCCCCGGCGGGCACCUUCCCCAUUCAGGCCGCCCACACGGGGCAUGUCCAGCCGCGAGGGCUCACCAGCCAGAAGCGGCACACCAACGCCCAUUCGGGUGCACACUGCAGUCGAAAGGCCUCAGCAGCCCAUGGCCCAUAGAGAAUCGCCACCUGCUCCCCAGCCGGAUAGCAAGCCAGAAAGUAAGCCAAGCCCGGCUGGACCAGACCUCCUUCCUGGACACAUCCCGAUCCAAGUGAUCCGCAAGGAGGCCGAUUCCAAACCCACUUCCCAGAAGCUGCCCCCACCCUCAGAGAAGGCGGAAGUAAAGGUGGUCCCCGCCCCGGUUCCCGGUCCUUCUCCUAGUCCCACCCCUGCCCCUGUUCCCGCUUCCCCUAGGAAUGUGGCUACAGAGGAGAGGGCGGCCCCCAGCCCCCCUCCCGCUGACACCACCUCCCUCAAGCCUGGAGAAGCUGAGGCGCCCCCCAAACACCCAGGGGUACUCAAAGUGGAGGCCAUCCUGGAGAAGGUGCAAGGGCUGGAGCAAGCUGUGGACAACUUCGAAGGCAAGAAGACUGACAAAAAGUACCUGAUGAUUGAAGAGUAUUUGACCAAAGAGCUGCUGGCCCUGGAUUCCGUGGACCCCGAAGGACGAGCUGACGUGCGUCAGGCCAGGAGAGACGGGGUCCGGAAGGUCCAGACCAUCUUGGAGAAACUCGAGCAGAAAGCCAUCGAUGUGCCUGGUCAAGUCCAGGUUUACGAACUCCAGCCAAGCAACCUUGAACCCGACCGGCCGCUGCAAGAGAUUAUGGAGAUGAGUGCCAUGGCGGCAGACGAGGGGAAGAAGGGAGCUGGAAACACGGAAGAUCCGCAGGCUGAGAUGCAACAGCCAGAAGCCAAAGAGGGAGUUGCAAGCCCCGGCGGCAGCAGCGGUGCGCCGGACCCCUCUGGGAGCCCUGCGACAGCGUAGUCCCUGUGCGGUGCGAGUCGGACCUGGAGACUUGGGCUGCUCGUGUGCAUUGGGGGGGUUUAAGUUGCAUGCAUUUCAGGGACUUGAAAUCUGUUUUUGUUAUUUGUAGCUGCUUGGGACGCAGUGAUCUGGCUGGAGGCGAAACACGAAUAUAAGGGCUAAAAGGAAAACAAUGCUUCCGUCCACACCCUCAUUCUGUGCAAAUAAAGAAGUUGCUUGUUAAUUCUGAAGUUGAACCCCAUUGCUUGUUUUGGGGCCGUUUAUGUGUGGGCCCCACAUUAGCGGUGGUUCUUUUGUUACUGUCUUCCUUUAGCUCUGGAUUGAAGGAGUUUUUUGGGGAGUAGAUGGGAAGUAUUUCCCUCACAUAAAGAUACAACUCAACUUUUCAGAAAUGUUGCCUUUUUUAAAUGAGGUGAUAUCCAUCUCAUAGUUCAAAUAUCUAACUUUAGAAAGAAUAAACUGUGCAAGGAGCCAUAGAAAUAUCUGUAUGUUGGAUGACUUUAUGCUACGUCUAAAAAGAAAAUAAAGUGAUAAGUUA